Vicia faba (fava bean) is the source of this 432-nucleotide messenger RNA. Lineage: Eukaryota; Viridiplantae; Streptophyta; Magnoliopsida; Fabales; Fabaceae. The record is from the annotation of a GenBank genome assembly.
AUGGAACAGUCUGCUAUAUUUUCAAAUCAUAAUCAUUUCACUCUAAAACUGUUGGGAAGUAAUAAUAACGAGAUUACUUUUAAGAAAGUAUGCAGAGAUAUCAUUAACCAUUUAGUGAAAAUGUAUCGGGAAUCUCAGUUGGACAACCACAAACCUGCUUAUGAUGGAAGGAAGAGCUUAUUUACUGCUGGGGCAAUACCUUUUAACUCCAAGGUUUGUGUGGUUAACUUGACUGAUGAAAAUAGAGGAUCCUCUUCUGAUUCUUUUGAUUGGAAAAAGCGUGAACGAGAGUUUAAGGUUACUAUAAAGUUUGCUUCCAAGACAGAUCUCUACCACCUUACUCGGUUUCUCCGUCGUACGCAACCAGAUUGUCCUUAUGAAACCAUUCAAGCUCUUGACAUUACUUUAAGGGCAACUUCAUCUGAGAAGUAG